AUGCGCCGGGCUCACUGCGCUGCAAAGGUGCCGGAAAACUUAUCUCCGCUCACAGUCUUGGACCCAGCUGCGCUGGAUGGCAGGUUGCUUUUCGCGAUCCCGAAGAAAGGGCGCCUGCAUGAAAAAUGCGUGUCCUUGUUAGCUGGCGCCGAUAUACAGUUUCGGAGGCACGAUCGCCUGGAUGUUUGCAUCGUCAAGAACCACCCGAUCGCACUCGUCUUCCUCCCUGCGUCCGAUAUCCCCUCAUUCGUGGGUAAGGGGAACGUCGAUCUGGGCAUUACGGGCCACGACGUGAUCCUCGAGUCGCAGAUGGAGCAACACGUCACCGAGGCGCUGCGUCUCGGCUUCGGCAGGUGCGCUUUGCAGGUGCAGGCCCCCGAGGCGUCGACGAAUAUCCGGAGCGUCGACGAUCUCGCGGGGAAGAGGAUCGUCACGAGCUUCGAGUGGCUGGCGGGCAAGUAUUUCAAGGACCUCGAUGAGAGACUGGGUCUCCAGGGCGAGAAUGCCACGCAGAUUGAGUACGUCGGGGGGAGCGUCGAAGCUGCUUGCUCGUUGGGACUUGCGGACGGGAUCGUCGAUCUCGUUGAGUCGGGCGAUACAAUGCGUGCUGCGGGACUUCACGCAAUAGCUACGGUUCUGGAGACGGAGGCGGUUCUCAUCAAGUCCUCCACGCCAAAGCACCCACACCUCUUACCCCUCAUCGAGGUUAUCACUUCCCGCAUCCAGGGGGUCAUCGCCGCCAGCAAAUAUGUCGUUUGCGAAUACAAUAUCCAUCGCUCUAAGCUUCCUGAGGCGACUGUUCUCACUCCCGGCCGACGCGCGCCGACGAUAUCUCCCCUGGAAGAAGAGGGCUGGGUCGCCGUCAGCGCUAUGGUGGAGAAGUCCAAGGUGGCAGACAUCAUGGACGAGCUGAAAAAGAUUGGUGCGGAAGAUAUUCUGAUAUUUAACCUAGACAAUUGUCGUGUUUGA
Messenger RNA from Pleurotus ostreatus (oyster mushroom), 969 nucleotides. RefSeq names its product ATP phosphoribosyltransferase (ATP-PRTase) (ATP-PRT) (gene HIS1). Gene Ontology annotation, molecular function: ATP phosphoribosyltransferase activity; magnesium ion binding. The record is from RefSeq and is a predicted model, not a curated record. The coding region runs from base 1 to 969 and encodes 322 amino acids. NCBI's taxonomy places the organism in Eukaryota, Fungi, Basidiomycota, Agaricomycetes, Agaricales, Pleurotaceae. The transcript is spliced from 5 exons. Gene Ontology annotation, cellular component: cytoplasm. Gene Ontology annotation, biological process: L-histidine biosynthetic process.